AUGAAUACUUCGUUUGGUACUGCUGCAACCGCACCCAACUUCAGCUUCUUCCAGAAUAAUGUGGGUCCUACAACUGCAGGUAUGGAGCUGGGCAACAACGGAGGACGUCAAGUCGUUGAAUCUGAGCCGAAAUGGUCGGCAAAUGGGCUGCAACGCAAGAAGAAGGACAUGAGCUUACAGAGAAGGGCAGAUACGCGUUCCAGUUACAUCCAUGACCAUCUUGAUGUUGGUCCGCUAGCGAGAGAUCCGCAAAAUAUGGGGUUCGAAAGGAUUCAUCACGCUCCCAGAGAGAUACCAAAGUUUUUGAUUGGUCAACAGCCACAGUUGAAGCAGAAGGAGUUUGUUCAGGACCCAUGGGACCGGGCUAAUCAACAAAAGAUGUUGGAACUGGAGGCGAGCAUCGAAGACGUCGAUCAACUGUAUAAUGCUUUGAAGAAAAUGAGAGAUGUUGAGAGAAAAGUGAUGGAAAAGAAGGGAUUAGUCGAUAAAGCAGAUCUGGCGAAGGAUCUGACAGAGGCUAUCGCUUUCCAGGGGACUUGUCAAGAUAUGUGUCCGACUUUCGAAAGAGCAAGAAGGAACGUUGAGCACACGGUUUACUCGUAUGAGAAAGACGCACCAGACGAUAAGAAAGCAUCAAGGUUCAAGGCGUUGAAAGUUUUCGCCCGUCCAGCAGCAGCAGCGGCUCCUCCCUUGCCAUCUGAUGUGAGGCCGCCGCAUGUCUUAUCACAGACGCUGGAUUACCUCGUCGAUAACCUUCUGGUCACUCUACCGAGCAGCGAAGAAUUUCUAUGGGACCGAAUGAGAUCUAUACGACAAGAUUUUACUUACCAGAACUAUUCGGGGCCCGAGGCGGUGUACUGUAAUGAACGGAUUGUGCGCAUUCAUUUGCUUAUCAUCCAUGUCAUGGGGAGAUCCAAAGUAGACUUCUCUCUGCAGCAAGAGCUCGAACAACUACAUAAAGCUCUGAUUACAUUAGCGGAGAUCUACGACGAGGUGCGAGCGAUGGGCGGGACGUGCCCAAAUGAAGCUGAGUUUCGAGCGUAUGCACUGCUCAGUAAAAUCCGCGACCCGGAGUAUGACAAGAAUAUACAGGAACUACCACAAGAGAUUUUCCAAAACGAAUUGGUCCAAAUGGCGAUAUGCUUUAGACGAAUAGUUUCCAGUUCGAAUUUCAACGAGAGAGGCUACAUAAAGACUGAGAACUGUCUUAAUUUUUACAAAAGAUUUUUCCAGCUCUUGGUCUCAGGCGCGGUACCAUUUUUAAUGAGUUCAUUUAUGGAGUUAUAUGUUAAUGAGGUCAGAUUUUACGCUUUCAAGGCGCUUUCCCACUCUUUGAACAAAAGACAUAAAGCAAUCAAUCCAGACCAUUUGAUUGAUGAUUUUCUUUUUAACGACUACAAAGAGCUCGAGAGCUUUUGUGAAUACUAUUCCAUUACUCUAACAUCAGACGGUGUGGAUCUAAAAAGCUUACCCUAUCAGUCGCACAAAUUGGCUGAAAGGCAGCCGCUAAAGCAUGCCAUUCUUAAAUGUGUGGAUAAAAUGCUCGACCGUACAUCUUAUCCGGCAUUGAUCAAGGCAGAUCCAAAAAACACUAGAACAGGUAAUUAUAUUCAAGUUACUCACCAUCAGGGAGCUAGACCAGCCCACGCUAUAGUUACUGAAGAUGAUGUUAAGUCGGCUACGCCCACACUGCAAAACGCAAUUGUUUCAAGUGGUUCCGGUUUCCACAAGACAGCUGUACCGCAGCUGAAGACUGAAACAACCUUUUGGCAGUCGGUCAAUAAGGCAGAUCAUGCCAGUAACGAAACCCUUCCAUCAAAACUCGGAGCUAAUAAAAUCAUGCAGCCAGAUCAUUUGAAUGAUAAAUUAACGGAGACCAUAGAACGCAAGGCUACUCGUGAACUUGAGCAAAAGGAAGAGGAGGAACGUCUGGCGAUUCAAAAGAAGCGGAGGAGGAAAGCGGUUUCCUGGGAUGUGGCAGAAGGGCUUGUCAAGGAUGUCGUAAACAACCAAAUUUCAAGGUUGAUAGAGGAAACACUGCAGAAACAUACAGCAAGGGACAGCUAUAUAAAGAAACUGGCAAAAAGCCUGUAUCAUGCAUUUCUUCAUGAAAAGUUGUACCAGGUGUUCUUGGAAUCCAAGGCAGACGCUUUCCGACAUCAAAAGCUGGUCCUGAACAGCUGGUCAAGAUGGAAUUCUAAGUUUAAAUCAUUGCUCGCAAAAAGAAAACUUGAAGCAAAGAAAAAGUCAGAGCUUCAAGAUGUGGGGCGUCUGCUGGGGGUACCGGGCUUGAAAAGAUCGAAGCUAGCGGCUACUCCGAGAAGUGACAGCAUGUUUGCAUUUACUCUUCCAUCUUCAAGCAGCAAGAACUUGACAUUAUCGCCCAUUGUGGAUGAAGUAAACAAAUUCUCUGUUCAACAUGAGAAAAAGAAGGAGGUCUGGGAACCGUUCGACAUGGCAAAGAUAUAUCUGGAUAUUUUGGCUCAACGAUCUAAGCCUCCGGACAGCGUAUCCGCCGCCGAUAUUUUCAUAUAUGGUAAUAACUGGUCCGCGAUUUCAAACUCCUGGAUAAUGGCCAAAUUCAAUGUCUCAGAUAGGAAAGUCCCUGUCACCGUGCACAGCAGCCGUCUUGAUAUGAAAAUCCAUUGUAUUGAUGCAAAUUAUAAUCCUGCUCUCUUUAACAACGUCCAGUUACUGGUAUUCAACACAGGCGUUACGGACUCAAACAUCUUCGAUCUUGAAAUGAAGUUGCGGCAAGACGGCGAAGAAUUGAUCAAAUUGAUCACUGGAAUAUCAUUAAACACCAAUAUAUGCUUCAGCAUCAUGCUAUUGUACUGGGAAUCCGCCGAAACACCACUUCACGACUCUACCAUAUACAAGUGUUUGAGGAUCAAUCGCAUUCUCAAAGGCUACAACAGCGUUAUCCAAGACGUAAAAAUUGUCAACAUCACUGGCAGUGCUCCUGAAAAGGAGCUGGAAAAUGCACUCAAGCAGAUGGCAGAAAGAUUUCAAUUUAGGCUUACAGAUCGGGGCAAAUACCAUGUGUCUCUGUUAAAACGUCGCUCUUUGGCAGGAGUACCCAAUCAAAAAGCUCCCCCAGAGCCUUCGAACGACAUAGACAGAAAAAUGAGGAAGAUGCUUGAACAGGAGCAGGAUAAACGGAAGGAAGAUCCCGACGCAAGAAACACAUAUGCCCAUCUGAGAAGCCACCUAGCCGCUUCCCCCAGAAUGAAUAAAAGGAAACUGCCCGUACUCCUCUCGAAGUCGAAAGAACGCCCUUUCAGGACUCCAUUAGCUACACGGUCCCUCUCUUCGUCAUCCCCAGCAGUGGCCUCGCAUCUAGCAAUAAAAGUCAGAGGAGAGCCUCGCCGCCAUCAAUCUGUUGCGCCAGGAACACCCAGCUACUGUACCAAUCUCUCUCAUCUUCCAGUGGUGUCCAAUUCAUCGCUUCUGGCUCAACAUCCAGAUUCGGCAGCCAUGUCCAACACGUCAUUGGAUGGCCCUGCACUCAUACGCGAACCAGCGCUAUUCCGAACGCCCGUGAACUCUACAACUACGAACCAAAUGAAUUCUAACGACUCUAUGGCGCUAGAUCGCGCCGUUCCAGAAAGCGUCCUGGAACUAAAAGCUCUCAUAGAAUCAGUCAAGAGGAAAGUGAACAACCACUGA
This is a messenger RNA of Torulaspora globosa, 3669 nucleotides long. It is a transcript of the gene SAC3, whose product is annotated as Sac3p. The transcript has a single exon. NCBI's taxonomy places the organism in Eukaryota, Fungi, Ascomycota, Saccharomycetes, Saccharomycetales, Saccharomycetaceae. The record is from RefSeq and is a predicted model, not a curated record. Gene Ontology annotation, biological process: mRNA export from nucleus. The coding region runs from base 1 to 3669 and encodes 1222 amino acids. Gene Ontology annotation, cellular component: nucleus; cytoplasm; transcription export complex 2.